This is a messenger RNA of Xiphias gladius (swordfish), 5039 nucleotides long. It is a transcript of the gene zswim6, whose product is annotated as zinc finger, SWIM-type containing 6. The transcript is spliced from 14 exons. The record is from RefSeq and is a predicted model, not a curated record. Lineage: Eukaryota; Metazoa; Chordata; Actinopteri; Istiophoriformes; Xiphiidae. The coding region runs from base 448 to 3837 and encodes 1129 amino acids. Gene Ontology annotation, molecular function: zinc ion binding. Gene Ontology annotation, cellular component: Cul2-RING ubiquitin ligase complex.
UCAGCCCCGGCUUCACCAGUCCGGCACCGGGACGAGCCUCGCCGUGUCUCCGUCUGUGCUCUCUCUGUUAACGCCCACCGGUAAAAAAGAACAAAAAACAAAAAAACAAAAACCCACCGUGCGGGAGCAGAGACGGUCGUUAUUACAGCUACCACUGGUUUUUUUCUUUUACAGCUAAAGAUUUCGGUUAUCAGAUGCGGCUCACAAAGGAUUAGCGGCCGUGCGGGAAUUCCGCCCUCACGGAGCUAACCGGACAGACCCCGCCUCCCAUUAAUUUGUCAACAAAGGGGUUUGACAAGCUCGGAGAAGCCCUGCCUCCGUGUUCCCAUAAAAGGAUGAUUUGGCCAUACACGGCCAACAAUCAGGCAGUGGGUGACCGUUUUUCCCUUCCCUGUCCCGUUCAUAUGGUGUGUUGACUUCCUCCGUCGCCGUUAAAGCGGAGCUAUCAUGGCGGAGCGCGUACAGCAGCCCCCGGCCAAGCGGCUCUGCUGUAGACCGGGCUACAACGCAACAUGUAGGCAAGGCCAGCGGGCCGCCUGGGCACCGUGCGGAGGCUCGGCCGCCACCCAGGGCGAGUCGAGCAAAGCCCAGAGCCCGGAGUCUCUCCUGGACAUCGCGGCGAGGAAAGUCGCCGAGAAGUGGCCGUUUCAGCGGGUAGAGGAGCGUUUCGAGCGGAUCCCGGAGCCCGUUCAGCGGCGGAUCGUGUACUGGUCUUUCCCGAGGAGCGAGCGGGAGAUCUGUAUGUACUCGUCGUUCAACACCGGCGGGGAGGAGAUCGCGAGUAGCGGGGAGAGCGGCGACGACACGCGGCUGCCAUUCCGACGGGGCAUCGGUCUGCUGGAGAGCGGCUGCGUGGACAACGUACUGCAAGUCGGGUUUCACCUCAGCGGCACAGUAAGGGAACCUGCCACGUCCUCGGAGCCCGAGCUAGUCUGCAACGUGAGCGUCAGCUUCGACCGUUGCAAAAUCACAGCAGUAACGUGCAGCUGCGGCAACAAGGACAUCUUCUACUGCGCGCAUGUCGUGGCGCUCUCGCUGUACCGAGUACGGAAGCCCGAGCAGGUCAAACUGCGCCUGCCCAUAUCAGAGACUCUUUUCCAAAUGAACAGAGACCAGCUGCAGAAGUUUGUUCAGUACCUGAUCACAGUGCAUCACACCGAGGUGCUGCCGACGGCGCAGAAACUGGCGGAUGAAAUACUGUCUCAGAACUCGGAGAUCAACCAGGUUCACGGAGCUCCGGAUCCGACGGCGGGGGCCAGCGUGGACGAUGAGAACUGCUGGCAUCUGGACGAGGAGCAAGUUCAGGAACAGGUGAAGCUCUUUCUCUCCCAGGGCGGGUACCACGGCUCGGGAAAGCAGCUCAACCUACUGUUCAGCAAGGUGAGGGAGAUGCUGAAGAUGAGGGACUCCAACGGAGCGCGCAUGUUAACGCUGAUCACAGAGCAGUUCAUGGGCGACCCCAGACUGGUGCUGUGGAGGCAACAGGGAACCACCAUGACUGACAAGUACAGGCAGCUGUGGGAUGAACUAGGGGCUCUGUGGAUGUGCAUUGUGCUGAACCCCCACUGUAAGCCCGAGCAGAAAGGUUUCUGGCUCCGACAGCUUCGCAGGUGGAACGGCGUGGACGUCUGCCCCUUGGAGGACGGUAACCAUGGCAGCGAGCUGACCAAUCUGACCAACGCUCUGCCCCAGGGCCCUCCCGGCAACCCAGAUUCACUGACUCGGCCUCACCGGACCGUGUUCACGCGAGCGAUCGAGGCCUGCGACCUGCACUGGCAGGACCCCCACCUGCAGCACAUCAUCACCGAGGACCAUUACGCCAACUACUGUUACCAUGACAACCUGGACAGCUCCCUCUUCGACGCCCGAGGGUGGCCCCUGUGGCACGAGCACGUCCCCACCGCCUGCGCCCGAGUCGACGCCCUGAGGUCGCACGGUUACCCCAAGGAGGCGCUCAGGCUCGCCAUCGCCAUAGUCAACACGCUGAGGAGGCAACAGCAGAAACAGCUGGAGUUCUUCCGCACUCAUAAAAAAGAGCUGCUCCAUAAAGGCGUAACAUCAGUGACCAACAUGGAGGGUUGGGUGGGCCACCCCCUGGACCCCAUCGGCACGCUCUUCAGCACCCUGAUGGAGACGGGGCAGAGCAGCGAGGACGUCCUGCUCGACUUCUCAGGCUCGCUGGGUUCGAGCAGGAGGACCGAGCAUCCCGCGUUCCCGGCGCAGCGUUUCCUGGAGGAAGAGGAGUCGUUCGUGUCGCUGGCUGUGGAGACGGCUCUGAUUGGUCUGGGGCAGCAGAGGGUGAUGCCGGACGGCCUUUACGCCCAGGAGAAAGUGUGUCGCAACGAAGAGCAGCUACUGGCCAAGCUCCAAGAAGUGGCGUUAGACGACUCGUUGGUGAAGAUCUUCCGGAAGCAAGCCGUUUUCCUGCUAGAGGCUGGUCCUUACAGUGGUCUGGGGGAAUUACUCUACAGAGAAAGCGUCCCCAUGCACACUUUUGCCAAGUAUCUCUUCACCUCGCUGCUACCUCAUGACGCCGAACUGGCGUACAAAAUUGCACUGAGGGCCAUGAGGUUGCCGGUCCUGGAGUCCACGGCCCCCUCCGGUGACUUGUCCCGGCCUCACCAUAUAGUGUCGGUGGUGCCCAACCGCUACCCUCGCUGGUUCACCCUGAGCCACAUAGAGACCCAACAGUGUGAACUGGCCUCCACCAUGCUCACUGCUGCUAAAGGUGAUGCUCGUAAGCUACAAACAGUGUUAGAGUCCAUCCAGAAGAACAUCCACUCCUCAUCCCACAUCUUCAAACUGGCCCAGGAUGCCUUCAAAAUCGCCACCCUCAUGGACAGCCUGCCGGACAUCACGCUGCUCAAAGUCUCCCUGGAGCUGGGCCUUCAGGUGAUGAGAAUGACCCUGUCUACCUUGAACUGGCGAAGGAGGGAGAUGGUGCGAUGGCUCGUCACGUGUGCUACUGAAGUUGGUGUCUUUGCACUGGACAGUAUCAUGCAGAGCUGGUUCACCCUCUUCACCCCCACCGAAGCCACCAGCGUCGUGGCUAGCACAGUCAUGUCCAACAGCACCAUUGUCCGCCUGCACUUGGACUGCCAUCAGCAGGAGAACCUGGCCAACUCCGCCCGCACCCUGGCCCUGCAGUGUGCCAUGAAGGACCCCCAAAACUGUGCCCUGUCGGCGCUGACGCUCUGCGAGAAGGACCACAUUGCCUUCGAGACAGCCUAUCAGAUUGUACUGGACGCAGCCACCACAGGAAUGAACUACACACAGCUGUUUACAAUAGCACGCUACAUGGAGCACCGCGGUUACCCUAUGAGGGCGUACAAACUAGCGACGUUAGCCAUGACUCACCUGAACCUCAGCUACAACCAAGACACACACCCGGCCAUCAACGACGUGCUCUGGGCGUGUGCGCUCAGCCACUCGCUGGGAAAAAACGAACUGGCAGCCGUCAUCCCCCUGGUGGUGAAGAGUGUGAAGUGUGCCACCGUCUUGUCGGACAUUUUGCGGCGGUGCACGUUGACGACACCGGGCAUGGUGGCGCUGCACAGCCGCAGGAACUCUGGGAAGCUGAUGUCUCUGGACAAGGCUCCGCUCAGGCAGCUACUGGAUGCCACGAUCGGGGCUUACAUCAACACGACGCACUCUCGGCUUACGCACAUCAGCCCACGCCACUACAGCGAGUUCAUCGAGUUCCUCAGUAAAGCCAGAGAGACGUUUCUCAUGGCGCACGACGGACACAUCCAGUUCACACAGUUCAUAGACAACCUGAAACAGAUAUACAAGGGCAAGAAGAAACUCAUGAUGCUGGUCCGAGAGAGAUUUGGUUGAAAGAGGAUCACAAGACCAAGUGGCCCCUUUUUUUUUUCCCCCCUCUUUUUAUCCUUUCUAACUUGAAGUGAAAAUCCACUUAAAACAACAUUCGCACGAAUCUUAUUCCUAUGGUUCGGGACUUCUGGGUCUGUGAUAAUUUGAUAAUGAACCGAAGUGGUGUAAUUAAAUGCACAUCACAGUAAAGGUGCGAGGCUAUUUAAACAGCAGCACCAGUGAGAGAAAAUAAGAAACGCCUGCAAACUGACUCCAAGCCACAAAAUUUAUUAAAAGAGAGACAAUGCUUUGAUCUCAGUCGGAUCUUUGUCAGGUCACGAUGCUUAAAAAAUGGAUACUACACCCAUAUAUAUGAUAACAUAUAUAACAUUAUCACAUAUGAUCUCAAAGCAAUUAACAUUGCAAGAAGGUAAAUCUCAGUAGAUGUAUAAAGGCAAUACAUCAAAAAAUGUAAUUAUAAGCUAGAAAAAGGGGGACUCUUAAAAUGGAUAUUAGGCUUAGGCGGUAUCUAUUUUUUCAAACCUUAAUACCUUCCCAACAUUUUGCCAGGGUAUACGGUACAUAACAGUAUUUGUAAAUACUACUACUGAUAAUAAUCAAUUAAUAAUAAUUAAAAAAAAAUAAUUUUCUAAAGGAGAUGUCCUUGUCCAAUUACUUUGACUAGUCUUGCUGGGAAAAGACCAGACCGCCGAUCCUCCACAUAAUUCUUCUCAUGGCCGUAGUAAGUUCCCUGUGUUAAUAAAUAAAUUAAUUUGCCCUUUUCCAUCAGUGAAUGAAUACACGAAAAUAUCUGUGUUUCACAUUACCUUACUGCAGAAUGGUGUAUUCAACGCCGGACACAUGAAAUGAAAGUAAGCUAUAUAAAUAUAAAUACGAGCAGACACUUGGGCGGGACUAUACCUUGUUCGGUUGCGGGUCGUCUUGUGGGAGUAAUGGCUGAACAAGACACAAUAACUGACCCAUACAAAUGAAAAAGGGCUGAAUAAUUUAGCCUAAUGAAAUCCUCUGGUGGUGCUAGAACGCAUCGCGUUAACAGAUCGUAACUUUGUGAUUUCUAAUUGACCGUGGUAAACCUAAACAUCGCCCAAGGUUGAUGGGUAAUACAACCCAAUAAAGUCCCUUCAGAAGAUCUGCGUGCAGCGUGCACUGUAUUUUAUAUUUGAUGGUCGAGGCUAUGAGGAGAUAACAACAAGACCCUAUACCUU